Bombina bombina (fire-bellied toad) is the source of this 872-nucleotide messenger RNA. RefSeq names its product zinc finger protein 557-like. Gene Ontology annotation, biological process: regulation of DNA-templated transcription. Lineage: Eukaryota; Metazoa; Chordata; Amphibia; Anura; Bombinatoridae. The record is from RefSeq and is a predicted model, not a curated record. Bases 294 to 872 code for a protein of 192 amino acids. The transcript has 6 exons.
ACGACACACACACACAGUUGUCUGGUAGCAGCUAGAUCCCAUAAAGCUAAAGGACCUAAAUGUGUCACAUGGUACAGGGAAGGGAGUGGGUGGAGAUAUUUGAUUCAGCAGCUUUGUUCCUUCUUGCCUGGUGUGUUUAUAGCGUGUUAUAGGUCAGUGUUACUCUCAUUGACAAGGUGAAUACCUGUUGUUCAGUGUCAUUAAGGAUCAAAACCAGUUAUUGGAGCAUUGGUGCUAAUUCACGUGUGACCAACAAGAAGACGACUGAGAAGAACCUCAGAGAUCUACUGUACAUGCUGACUGGGGAGGAACAAAUGGAGUUUGAUGAAGUUGCAGUUUAUUUCUCGGAGGAGGAGUGGGGCUGUUUAGCUGAAGAACAAAAAGAGCUUUAUAAGGAUGUGAUGAUGGAGAAUUACCAGACCCUCAGGUCUCUAGGAUAUGUUCAUAUGAAACCUUUACUUGUUACAAAGAUUGAGCAUAGAGAGGAGCCGUAUGUGAGCAGUUUUCCAAUUACCAAAGGUGAAUUCACAAACUGCAGUAAUUCUAUUGAUGGUCAGACUGCAAAUGCUUCUUUCAGUCUUUUUAAAAAUCAAAGUAGCCACAUGGGAAAUGUAUGUUCUGACUGUGGGAAAUGUUUUACUUGGAAAACAAAUCUUGUUGAUCAUCAAAAAAUGCAUACUGGAGAGAAAACAUUUUCAUGUUCUGAAUGUGGGAAGUGUUUUACUCAGAAAUCCUCUCUUAUUAAGCAUCACAAAACUCACACAGGAGAAAAAGCAUUUUCAUGUUCUAACUGUGGGAAAUGUUUUACUCAGAAAAAAAGUCUUAUUGAUCAUCAGAAAAUUCAUACAUUGGAGAAAGCAUUUUCAUGUUGA